Messenger RNA from Ambispora gerdemannii, 1401 nucleotides. The record is from the annotation of a GenBank genome assembly. NCBI's taxonomy places the organism in Eukaryota, Fungi, Glomeromycota, Glomeromycetes, Archaeosporales, Ambisporaceae.
AUGUGGGAGCCAUUAUCCCAGCUUCCUUUAUUAAUGCAGGGUUGUUCCAAGAAAGAUUACAUUCUUACACACUUGUUAAGUAGUCAAAUGUUUACGGAUACUGAAAACCCCGUUUGCUUGGCUUUAUUUUGCCCUUCAAGGGAAACUUUGUUUUCCCCGCAAAAGUCUCAUUUUAUUUAUCUUUAUGAAAAUGAAAAGUAUGUAGGAGAAUUAUACUCAUUAAAAAAAGAAUUAGCCCGAAUUCUUGCCAACUCUGCACCAAAAAAUUGCGAAAUUAAGUUUAAUGAUAAAAACGGCAAUAUUGGUUUAUGUGCGAUUGAUAAUACACGAGUUCCCUCGAUUGCCUUCAUUGACGCUCAAUUAGUUCCUAGUCAGAAAAUAAAAGUUAGUUCGCGUCAUUUAACCCGAAUAUCGAUUAAAGAGAAAGUGGAUUUAGAUUUAUUAAAUAAAAAGUUAGCCCGAAUUAGAGAGUUUACCCAGGAUUUUUUUUUAACUCCUUUUCGGGGUUUAAGAAAAGAUGUUCAGUGGACAGAAUAUUUGAUUGCGGUUCAAAUGGUCGGAGUAUCUCAUUUUCGACAAAAAGUUUAUAAUUGCUGUUCCCAAAUCCCAAGUGGGCAGAUAUCCACUUAUAAGGGUAUCGCUCAGUUUCUCAAUAUUUCGUCGCGAGUAGUCGGGCAAGUUCUCAAAAAUAAUCCUUAUUUAUCAGAAAAAGUUCCCUGCCACCGGGUUAUUGCUUCUAAUUAUUUUAUUGGCGGAUUUCGGGGCGAAUGGGGAGAAGGAGAGAAAAUUAGAGAAAAGAAAGAAAAAUUAGCCAGUGAGAGAAUAUUUUUUGACGAAAAAGGCUAUUUAGUAAAAAGUUUACGUGGUCGAUACAGCACAUAUAUUCCUGACAAUUAUACCGGCAGUCCUCCUAUUCGCACAAUUUGUAGUAGUCCAGAAUAUGCUAUUGACAACGCUUUUAAAUUAAAUAAAGUAGAUGUAAAAUUUAAUAAAAAAAACUUGCCAAGAAAAGAUGGUUAUGUUUCUUCUUGGGAUACAACUAUUGAUGAGGCUAUUAAAGAUAUUGGAAAGCAACAAAAAGAACAAGAUUAUCAAAGCUUAAAAGAAGCGAUUGAAGAUGAUCCUCUUAUGUCAGAGGCGGUAAUUGAUAGCAAUGAACAAUUAGAGUUAAAAAGUAAAGAAGAACAAUCAGCAAUCUCCCCCGAAAAAGAAUUAUUAGAACCUGAAAAAAGUUUGCUAAGUAAAGUUAAAAGUGUAAUUAAAUCUGCCCGCCAAGCAAAAGAAUUUAUUGCUUAUGCUCAGAUUAGGAAAGAUGUUAAGUCCCAACAAGAAAGAGAUGAGUUAGUAAGGAUAAACAAAGAGAAUGUGCAAAGAAUCGUUGAACGAAAUAGUAGUGAAUGA